AUGCUCUCAGACGCUCAUAUCCCAACAGAUCUUCGAGGUCUUCGCGCAUGCUUGUUGUGUUCCAUUAUAAAAUCAGCUGAAAUGUUUGAACGGCAAGGAUGUGACAAUUGUGAAGGCCUACUCGGUUUGAAAGACAACGCUGAAAAAGUCGAUGAAUGUACAAGGUAAGUUAUUGUUUUCCUUGUUGGUUUUGGCUUUUAGCAACGAAAGUGUAUUGACACAGGAGGAGAAAGGUUUAUUGAAGGCAAUGUUGUUGUUUUAAGAAGGGUUUUAAGCUGAUUUUAAGAAGAUUUAGCUUAAUUUAUAUUGCUUUAGUUCGAACUUUGAUGGAUUCAUCGCUGUAACUGAUCCUACUGAUUCUUGGGUGUGCAAAUGGCAGGUACGACAGUUUAUAAUAGUUUAGUUGUAUUCUUGUUUACUAUUUUCAUAUAUAAUACUUUUUGUUUUACUUGUUUCUCUAUGUUAUUUUGCUUUUUGAUGUCUUUACCAAUAAUAUUUCUAUUUUCGGCACACUAUUGAAAUUUACACCGAUUUUGGCAUUUAUUUUAAUUUUUUUAUUUCAGGGCAUCAAGACACGUAAACCAGGCCUUUACGCAGUAUCGGUUUCGGGAACGUUGAGCCGUGAAGUUGUUGGUGAAUUAAAAGAUCAAGGGUUCCGUUAUCGACCAGAAAUGCGAGACAAAUCGGUCGCUCAAUAA
Bursaphelenchus okinawaensis is the source of this 698-nucleotide messenger RNA. The record is from the annotation of a GenBank genome assembly. NCBI's taxonomy places the organism in Eukaryota, Metazoa, Nematoda, Chromadorea, Rhabditida, Aphelenchoididae.